This is a messenger RNA of Daphnia magna, 1449 nucleotides long. RefSeq names its product coagulation factor XI. Gene Ontology annotation, biological process: proteolysis. Gene Ontology annotation, molecular function: serine-type endopeptidase activity. NCBI's taxonomy places the organism in Eukaryota, Metazoa, Arthropoda, Branchiopoda, Diplostraca, Daphniidae. The transcript has 8 exons. The record is from RefSeq and is a predicted model, not a curated record. The coding region runs from base 217 to 1215 and encodes 332 amino acids.
AUCUGGAUUCAAAUUUUUCGGUGCAUGUGCAGCUCGUCCUCUUUUCUAGCGAUGACAGAUGGCUGCCAAAGCUUGUAGAAAAAGUGCAUUUGGAUACCUAAAAUUCAAAUAAAAGCAGGCCAUUCGAACACAUCGAUCGUUAGUGUGUCGCCAUCUCUGUCUAGCUGUGCUUUCGAGAGUGGUGACGUUUCCCCGAUCUACUGUACGUCCUUCACGAUGAGUAUCGCUAUUUGGAUUUUAGGCUUAUUUUGCCUGGUCGGUAUCGUGCAAUCGUACAAACUCACUGGCAUCAGAAGUGGCAAUAAGACUGACCUUCCAACUAUAUCCAUCAUCGGUGGAACUCCCGCUAGCGCCGGGGAAUUUCCUUACAUGGCUCUUCUUCAUUUGGAUGGAGCUCUGUGUGGUGGGACUUUGAUUGGAGAUUCAGUUGUCGUGACAGCAGCUCAUUGUUUAGGCAGUUCCAAUUCUAGUCUUCCCUAUUACACUGUGUAUCUAAACACAUUGUCAAUUGACGGUGACGGAGACGGCACAAUCGUCCGAGGAGUAUCUUCCUUUGUUAAGCAUGAAAACUACAGUGGCGGCUAUAACGACAUCGCUUUGCUGUUUUUGAAUGAAACGGUUACUACAAUCGCGUACGCCCCUCUUCCAGUAGACGAUUCACCCGUAGAACCAACCGAAAUUCCACCAACUACCAAAAAACCAACAACCAAAAAACCGACCACCAAAAGACCGACCACCAAAAGACCAACCACCAAAAGACCGACCACCAAAAGACCGACAACCAAAAGACCGACAACCAGAAAACCAACAACAACCAAACCUAGAACCACCAGACGACCAUCAAUGAGAGCUUUCCCUGAUUACUCCAACGCAGCAGCAGUGGUUACUGGAUGGGGAAUAAUCUCUAAUGAGGGAGGCGCGUCAAAGAAAUUGCUGAAGGCCGAUGUCACUAUUCUGGAUAACACAGUUUGCACCAGUCAAUACGGAAAUCUAUUCGAUGGCUUUGCUAUGUUGUGUGCCGGUGGAGACGGAACAGACACUUGCUCGGGUGACAGUGGCGGCCCACUUUUGGUCAACGGUGUUCUAGUCGGCAUCACCUCCUGGGGCGGUGCUCUAUGUGCUGAUCCUGAUCAUGCCGGCGGUUACACACGAGUUAGCAGUUACGUUGACUGGAUUGCAAACACCCAAGCGAAUAAUCCUAACUUAGUGUCCUAAAUAUUUGUGUUGGCUUUUGCCAAUGAACCCGAUUUCCCAAUGAACAGCUUUCACCGUUAUACAACUGAACUUGUUUUCAAAACCCUUUUUAUCUUUUCACCUUGCAUUCAACAUGUUUUUUAGUAUCACCAAUAUGCCUAUCAUAGUAGCCUAUUUUUAGUUUGAUUAUGCAUGCGUGAUAAAAAAAAAGUCCAUUAUAUUGGCUAAAUAAAUUCUUUACUGAGCAAGCAUAAA